Cuscuta epithymum is the source of this 505-nucleotide messenger RNA. The record is from the annotation of a GenBank genome assembly. NCBI's taxonomy places the organism in Eukaryota, Viridiplantae, Streptophyta, Magnoliopsida, Solanales, Convolvulaceae.
GAAAGCCGCCCGGCUUUUGGGCUACUGUCCAGGAAUUUCACUUUUGAUCGGCCUAGAACGGGGAUCGAUCGAGGGGCUUAGCAAAGGCAACUAUUGUAGCACAUCACAAGUUUCAGGUAGGGAGUAGAGCUUGCUACCAGUGCCCGUUGCCUCGGGAAGAUCUAGGAAGGAAGACGUGAAAUGGAGCCAAUUGGGAGAAUCACUAGGAGGAACCCGACGGGCCGUGUACCGGGUGGAUCCGAACGCGGCAGCCGGGGGUCCACUAGGGUGUCAAGGGGAAGGGGCCGUGGAGGCCAACAACAAACCGUGAGCGAUGGCCACGUCGACACGGAGAGUGAGACUUAUUGGUCCUAUGAGGACUCAACCUAUAGACCGGAAACCGAGCCGGUGGAGACCCCUUAUGAAGGGGAUGAUGAUGAUGUUAGUGACGAGGAGCAAGAUGACUCCUUGGCAAGAAUUGAGGCGCUGCUCCAACAAUACCACCGAGAGCGCGAGGAGAGGAGGG